This is a messenger RNA of Oncorhynchus tshawytscha (Chinook salmon), 2707 nucleotides long. Its product is annotated as kelch-like protein 29. The transcript is spliced from 4 exons. The record is from RefSeq and is a predicted model, not a curated record. The coding region runs from base 358 to 702 and encodes 114 amino acids. Lineage: Eukaryota; Metazoa; Chordata; Actinopteri; Salmoniformes; Salmonidae.
CACCGUGUGUCUGUCCCACCAGGCAUUCGCUCGAAUCUAACCAACCGACGCUGAGUAGGGAUCGGAUAAAGACGCGUUCUGUGGCAUCUGCCAAAACUCCCGACCACUCCGCUCACAAUUGUCAACGGAGAGACAGUAGCCCGCAAACAGCGGACACCUGACAGGCAACUGAAGGGCUAAAGCAAGAGGCAACAUAAUACAUUUAGCUGUAAAAUGCAACAGUCUUUGUUGGAUUAAAACAUCAUUCAAAGAUAAGCGUCGUAUAGGCAGCGAAACAAGGACGAACGCCGGCGCUGAAGCUCAACUGCGACUAGGGAGGUGUAGACGGGAAUACUCAAAAGAUCGAAUUUGUCUGUGAUGAGAAUCGCCAUCCACCAGAGACCUAAGGCAGAGGAAGUGAUGUCCGGUCACCACAAUCGCUUCGAGAGGGAGUACCGGGGGACACCGUGGGAGAGGCGGGACAUCGUCCGUUCGGCCGGCCUCCUUAAUGGAGCGGGAGCCAAUAACUGCUGCGCCGCCGCUGUCGGCAAUGGAAACAACCGGCCGGGACUCCUCCCACUGCCCGUCAUCCCCUCCCUCCUGCCCACCCCAGUUACGGUUGCUGUGACGACGUCGAGUGGUGGUGACAUGGUCGUCAAGCGUCAAGGAGGGGUCACGAUCGCUGUCGCUGGUUCUGCCAAGGAGUUAUCUAGCCAGCUCUGAGAGAAGAAGCUUCACCACACCAAGUUAGAAAGCUCAGCCUUAUUCCUUGUCCUGGCUCUGCUAGCUCGACCACUGUUCAUAUUCCUCCAACUCCACAGGCCCUGGGCUUGUCUGCACCUCUCUCAACCUCAUAUCACAUCAUCCUGUUACCAUCAGGUUUCUGUUUUCUCUUCCCCUCUCUCUCUUUCUCUCUCUCGCUCGCUCUCUCUCUCUCUCUCUCUCCUUUCUAUUUUUCCUCUUUCUCUUCUUUCUCUCUCUCUCCUUCCUCCUAUUUUCUUUCUCCCCCUUCUCUCUCUCUCUCUCUCUCUCUCUCCAACUCUCUCUAUCCUCUACCAAGCAGUAGUGGUACACAAGGCUGCAGUAAUUUAGCAUCAUUAGGUGGCUGAGUGAACUCUCUGACCACAGAAAUGGUAAAUGUUAAAUCUCCUCCGGCAACCAAGCGGCCUGCUUUUGUCGGCUGAAUAAUGACAUUAUAUCUGGAACAGAAGUCUCAGCAUCCACCGUCUCCCACCAUGGCUAUUGUCAUCAGUCAAUGGCUGCCACAGUGAUUAGGACCACUCCGUAUGGCUUCCAUAUAUUUAGCAUAUAGCGUCAGUAGCAUGGCUGGUCUGAGAUGUGAGUGUCAGAUACAUGGAAGGGUGUGUGCAGGGGGGGGGGGCUUACCUUUCUCCUCUGUGUUGUCUUUGUCACUUCUUUGUAACCCUGGCAUACUGUAGCUGAAUAGAGAAUAGAAGCAUUAAAUAGGCUGUCGCUGUGUGUGUGUGCGCGUGCUAGUCUCCUUCACAUCACAGGGUGUCCGCCACACAAUGCACAGGCAGCACAACAUCUGGCCUUGUACACAGGCCUGUGGGCUGGGUGUGCUUGCAUGCAUGUCUUAGUGUGAGUCUGUGGCCCUGUGGGCCUUACUGUUGAGUGUGUGUACAGUUUGUAUUUUUGCAUAUACUUGGACAGUGCAUGAGUACUUGUGUGCAUAAAUGUUUCAUGUUUUAUCUUUUCCAACGCCUGCGUCUGUGUACACAGAUAAAUCCUUGGCUGUUGACGCCACUACGCUAGUUCUGUUUUCAGGUGAUGAAUAAUGUGUAAAGGCACUCACUGGGUCGUUGUGGUUAUACUCAGAGAGAAAGCAGCGUGGCAAUCAGGGUUUAUUUAUGGUCAGGGACAGAUUAAAACAGGCCAUUCGCUUACAUAGAUUAAUCAAGUAAUUACCCAGAACAAGAGAGGAGGACAAUGUAUCCUGAUUUGUAAAGGGGGUAUUGGCUUGUGGCUAGAAAUAAUAUUUAUCAACAGAUUUUUCAGAAUGUUUUUUUUAAUCAUAACGUUAUUUGGUAUCAUUUUUUAUCAGAAUGUGAUUUGGUAUUUGUAAGGGUGUUAAGGAAAGGUGAUGUUGAAUGGAUCCUUUUCAUCUUUCGAUGCUAAAAUGAAUAUUCCAGAGAAAUAUCCUUCUCAUGGUUGGUUGGAUCUCCCAUUGUUACAUGCUGUGUAUUUCGGAAUCUAGAAGUCUAAUGCCCUCGUUUCACAGGCCAAUUCCCUGUUUCCUGUUUAAUACUGUUAACCUCUUCAGCUCCUCCAUAUAAAAUCUACAUCUCUACUGGUUUCCUGUUUAAUACUUUUAACCUCUUCAGCUCCUCGAUAUAAAAUCUACAUCUCUACUGGUUUCCUGUUAAUUUCUACUGGUCUUGUAUUCCAUCUCUACUGGUUUUCUGUUCCAUCUCUACUGGUUUUCUGUUCCAUCUCUACUGGUUUUCUGUUCCAUCUCUACUGGUUUUCUGUUAACUUCUACUGGUCUUGUAUUCCAUCUCUACUGGUUUUCUGUUCCAUUUCUACUGGUUUUCUGUUCCAUCUCUACUGGUUUUCUGUUUCAUGUCUACUGGUUUUCUGUUCCAUCUCUACUGGUUUUGUGUUCCAUCUCUACUGGUUUUCUGUUCCAUUUCUACUGGUUUUCAUAAUACACUGAUACAAAAUAUAAACGCAACAAUUUCAAAGAUUUUACUGAGUUACAGUUCAU